UCACGACGUUAAAUCAGCCAAGUUUCACUCUGAAACUAACACGUGUCACUAUGGAAAAACCCGCCAGAAACUCCAAAAUUACCAUCGCCACCUUCUUCUUUUCUUUCCUUUUUGUGCCUUUCGGUGCCUAAUUACGGAAAAGGAAACAAUAGAGAGAGAACAUUCUCUCAUUGAUUACACGCAUAAAGCAUCCACAAGCUUCCCCGCCAGAUCUACUAUCUGAAGCAAAACUACACCGUUUUGCGGAGAGAAACCUUAUCGGGUUUUUAGAGAGAGAAAGAGAGGGAUUGGGAGGGGGCGAUGGAGGAGAAACUGAUAGAGAGGCUAGAAUCAGCGGUGGCGCGAUUGGAAGCGCUGUCUUUGAGGAGUGGAGGUGUGGCUUUGAGUGGCGGAGAUGAUUCCGCGGCGACGGAUCCGUCGAUUGUGGCGUUUGAUGAUUUCAUUGGGACAUUCUUUGUUAGGGUUUCGAGUGCCGCGGAAAAGAUUGGAGGGCAAGUUUUAGAAGUCACGAGGAUUCUAGAACAAGCUCUUAAUGUACAAAAGGAACUUCUCAUCAAAAUCAAGCAAACUCGGAAACCUGAUCUUGCAGGAUUGGCUGAAUUUCUCAAGCCAUUGAAUGAAGUGAUCAUCAAAGCAAAUGCGAUGACAGAGGGAAGGAGAUCUGAUUUCUUUAACCACUUGAAGGCAGCUGCUGAUAGUCUCACAGCUUUAGCUUGGAUUGCUUACACUGGAAAGGAUUGUGGUAUGAGCAUGCCUAUUGCGCAUGUGGAAGAAAGUUGGCAAAUGGCUGAGUUUUACAGUAACAAGAUUCUUGUACAGUACAAAAGCAAAGACCCAAACCAUGUUGAAUGGGCCAAGGCCUUGAAGGAUCUAUAUUUACCAGGUUUGAGGGACUAUGUUAAGAGUCAUUAUCCCCUGGGCCCAGUUUGGAGCACUACUGGCAAAGCAACGGCCUCUGCUCCAUCAAAAGCUCCUGCACCUCCACCUCCUCCACCAGCUUCUCUCUUCAGUUCUGAAUCUUCUCAGCCUUCAUCAUCAAAGCCAAAAGAAGGGAUGGCUGCUGUUUUCCAAGAAAUUAGUUCUGGGAAGUCUGUGACUACAGGUCUUAAAAAGGUCACAGAUGAUAUGAAGACAAAGAACCGUGCUGAUAGAACUGGUGUUGUUGCUGUUACUGAAAAAGGAGGCCGCGCUAGUGCACCUUCUUUCUCCAAGGCAGGGCCUCCAAAGCUAGAGCUUCAAAUGGGUCGUAAGUGGGUCGUCGAGAAUCAAAUUGGAAAAAAGAAUUUAGUAAUUGAUGACUGUGAUGCAAAACAGUCUGUAUAUGUUUUUGGAUGCAAAGAUUCAGUUUUGCAGAUUCAAGGCAAAGUUAACAAUAUAACAAUUGACAAAUGCACCAAGAUGGGGGUUGUAUUCACGGAUGUGGUGGCUGCUUGUGAGAUUGUGAAUUGCACUGGUGUUGAGGUGCAAUGCCAGGGUUCUGCCCCAACAAUUUCAGUGGACAACACGGGAGGCUGUCAAUUAUAUUUAAGCAAGGAUUCCUUGGGGGCAUCUAUUACUACUGCUAAAUCUAGUGAGAUCAACGUAUUGGUACCUGGUGCAGAGCCUGGUGGUGAUUUGGCGGAGCAUGCUUUGCCACAGCAGUUCAUUCAUGCAUUCAAGGAUGGCCAGUUUGAAACCACUCCCGUCUCCCACUCUGGAGGGUAAUGGGUCGAGUUCCUGUUGCCGAUGCUGGUUUCUACUUUUCUAUUUUAUUUAUUUAAUUUCUUGGAUGGCUAGGGGUCGCUUCAAUGCAUUUUUUUUCCCCUUUGAUUCGAUUUGAUGUCAAUACAUGAUUGUGACACAUGAUAGAGUGUCUGCUGUUUAUGCCCUUCUUUGUUGCUUGGGUAUAUCACACUUUUGGAAUUUUCUGCGUGAUUUUUAUUUGCAGAGUUUGCCUCUUAGUGCCUGUCGUGUUGCAAAGUUCUUGUAAUUGCCGUUGUGUUGUAAUGAGAACGAGUUGCUGCAUCAUUUUGCGUUGUCAAA
Populus trichocarpa (black cottonwood) is the source of this 2022-nucleotide messenger RNA. RefSeq names its product cyclase-associated protein 1. The coding region runs from base 301 to 1704 and encodes 467 amino acids. Gene Ontology annotation, biological process: cytoskeleton organization; regulation of adenylate cyclase activity. The record is from RefSeq and is a predicted model, not a curated record. Gene Ontology annotation, molecular function: adenylate cyclase binding; actin binding. Gene Ontology annotation, cellular component: cytoplasm. NCBI's taxonomy places the organism in Eukaryota, Viridiplantae, Streptophyta, Magnoliopsida, Malpighiales, Salicaceae. The transcript has 10 exons.